Molecule: messenger RNA, 1349 nt
Organism: Melopsittacus undulatus (budgerigar)
Lineage: Eukaryota; Metazoa; Chordata; Aves; Psittaciformes; Psittaculidae
Gene: B3GAT2
Product: beta-1,3-glucuronyltransferase 2
Exons: 4
Coding region: 1-930 (309 amino acids)
Biological process (GO): chondroitin sulfate proteoglycan biosynthetic process; carbohydrate metabolic process
Cellular component (GO): Golgi membrane
Molecular function (GO): galactosylgalactosylxylosylprotein 3-beta-glucuronosyltransferase activity
Source: RefSeq, a predicted model, not a curated record
AUGAAGUCCCUGCUCUUCAGCCGCUUCCUCCUGCUGCUGCCCUGGGUGCUCAUCGUCAUCAUCGUGCUGGACAUCGACAGCAGCCGGGCGCCGCUGCCCGCCCGAGCCCCCCGGGGCGGCGCGGCCGGUAGCGGGGAGCCCCGUUCGGCUGCGGCGCGGCCCCCGCCGCAGCGGCGCCCCGAGGCGGCGCUCCCCACCAUCUAUGCCAUCACGCCCACCUACAGCCGCCCGGUGCAGAAGGCCGAGCUCACCCGCCUGGCCAACACCUUCCGGCAGGUGGCGCGGCUGCACUGGAUCCUGGUGGAGGACGCGGCAGCGCGCAGCGAGCUGGUGACCCGGUUCGUGGCGGGCGCCGGGCUGCCCUGCACGCACCUGCACGUCCCCACGCCGCGCCGCUACAAGCGGCCGGGGCUACCCCGCGCCACCGAGCAGCGCAACGCAGGCCUGGCCUGGCUGCGGCAGCGGCACCAGCAUCUGCCGCCCCCCCAGCCCGGGGUGCUCUUCUUCGCCGACGACGACAACACCUACAGUCUGGAGCUGUUCCAGGAGAUGCGGACGACCCGCAAAGUCUCGGUGUGGCCCGUGGGAUUGGUAGGAGGACGAAGGUACGAGCGCCCGGUCGUGGAGAACGGCAAAGUGGUCGGCUGGUACACGGGCUGGCGAGCUGACAGGCCCUUUGCUAUUGACAUGGCAGGAUUUGCUGUGAGUCUUCAAGUGAUUCUGUCGCAUCCGAAAGCCGUAUUCAAGCGGCGCGGUUCUCAACCGGGAAUGCAAGAAUCUGAUUUCCUGAAACAGAUAACAACAGUGGAGGAACUGGAGCCAAAAGCAAACAACUGCACAAAGGUUCUUGUAUGGCACACGCGAACAGAAAAAGUAAAUCUAGCUAAUGAGCCAAAAUACCACCUGGACACAGUCACCAUUGAGGUAUGACGCAGAGAUACAGUUACACAGAAGUACAGUACAGUGGAUGUGUCAGAAGGUGUUUUAAUUCAGCCAGUUAAAACAGUCUGCUUCUGUGUGAGACCUUUAAACAGGCAGCUGAUGGACUCCUGUGGAAGCAAAAGGAAGCUGUCAGAUACUCUAAUAAGCAAAUCAAGUGGGUGUGCUUCGUUCUAACUUGUUUGCAUGCAUUUCUGAACUCUCAUCUUAAUAAACUGACACCUUUGUUUUAAGGCUGUUUCCACAUAGUAAAAAGAAUCUAAGAGAAAUUUGGCUGCACUGGAAUAUUUUCAAAAUCACCAUUUAUGUAUAUACUUUUUGUAUUUAUCCAGCUUAAUGGUGUAAUUAUAAACUGUUUUAACUCAUGAACUGCUGAUUUAAAUAUCUGCAUAAAUAGAUCCUCCUCCAAA